This is a messenger RNA of Angiostrongylus costaricensis, 618 nucleotides long. Lineage: Eukaryota; Metazoa; Nematoda; Chromadorea; Rhabditida; Metastrongylidae. The record is from the annotation of a GenBank genome assembly.
AUGAUCAUCGACAAGGCACUGAAGAAACCACCUCGAAGACGAACGUUUGCAAGUCGCACAGACACUGAGCUGAUCGACGACCUGGAGCGGAACGCACUCCGGCAGAAGAGGGACGCGGAUGUGGAGUACCGUGCUUGUUCGCACUUUCAAGUUGAGAUGCUGCUCAUACCGCUUUCCAUCGCCAUGAUACCAAUCAUCCUUUGUGCGCUGAUCACCUGCACGUGUUGCUGUGGACCGAAAGAGUCUAGAGGAAAGCUGCCAGACGACUUCCUUUCUUCUUUCCCGAUGUCAAAGAAGCGAAGCCAAAUGAACUCGGAAGAGAUGGAACUGGAGUUUCGCGAUGGCUACGUGCAACGUAAAGACUCAACACGAACGAAAUUUUCCACGGUGGUUUCGUACAUCGAGGAUCGAAGAGAGAGUCUCUGGUCACUGCGGACCGAGGGCGGAACGCCAAUUGGCGGCGCCGAGUCUGGACUGGACAUAGCACCCCCCGAAGCAAAUCCUCCCGUGACCAUCACCGACCAGCUGCGCAAGACACCCUCCAUGGAGUCAAUCAAGAGAACACGAUUCAGUGACACCAUAUCCGUAAUCAGUACGGAAUCAUUUUCCCGUCGAUAG